Molecule: messenger RNA, 1867 nt
Organism: Tribolium castaneum (red flour beetle)
Lineage: Eukaryota; Metazoa; Arthropoda; Insecta; Coleoptera; Tenebrionidae
Product: very long chain fatty acid elongase AAEL008004
Exons: 7
Coding region: 314-1315 (333 amino acids)
Biological process (GO): fatty acid elongation, monounsaturated fatty acid; fatty acid elongation, polyunsaturated fatty acid; sphingolipid biosynthetic process
Cellular component (GO): endoplasmic reticulum membrane
Molecular function (GO): fatty acid elongase activity
Source: RefSeq, a predicted model, not a curated record
GCUAUAUAUAACCGAAAGCUACCAUCGGAUUCCCUAGCCCAGAUACCGAAGUUCGCUAGUAGAGAGAGAUUGAGUGUGGUUGGUUGUCUCAUGUCUCUCUGACACCAACGGCACGCCUAUAACUCGCAAAAAUCGAAAGAAAGCCCACCGGAAAAGCCCCAACAAUGUGUUCAAACCAGUGAUAACCGCCCGUCUCAAAAACAGACUUCAAAAAAUCGCAACUUUACCGGUUUUAUUUUGUGUGAAAAACGUAUCCGUGUCGUGACAAACAUUUUAGUGGUGUUUUAUUGAUUAUUUUGAUAAAGACUCCAAGAUGGCUCAUCUCGUGACCAGCGUCAUCGACAAAUACGAGGACAUUCUAGAAAACAAAAGUGACCCGAGGGUCAAAGGAUGGGCCAUGAUGUCUAGUCCCAUGCCAACGCUGUGCAUUUGCCUAUUUUAUGCGUACUUUUCGACGGUUCUAGGACCCCGGAUUAUGGAAAAUAGGAAACCGUUUAAUUUAAGAAAGACUUUAAUUUUUUAUAAUUUAUUUCAAACUCUCUUCAGCGCGUGGAUAUUUUACGAGUACUUGAUGAGCGGCUGGUGGGGGAGCUACAGCUUCAGGUGCCAACCUGUCGACUACUCAAACAGCCCCAUGGCGCUCAGGAUGGCGCGGACCUGCUGGUGGUACUACUUUUCGAAGUUCACCGAAUUUUUCGACACUCUAUUUUUCAUUUUGCGGAAGAAAAAUAGCCACGUGUCUACUCUCCAUGUCAUCCACCACGGCUGCAUGCCGUUUUCGGUCUGGAUGGGGAUGAAAUUCGCGCCAGGUGGCCACAGCACGUUCUUCGCCUUGCUCAACACAUUCGUGCACAUCAUCAUGUAUUUCUACUACAUGGUGGCGGCCAUGGGGCCCCAGUACCAGAAAUACAUCUGGUGGAAGAAAUACCUGACCACGUUCCAGAUGGUGCAGUUUGUGGCGAUUUUCACCCACCAGUUCCAGCUGCUCUUCACCGAGUGCAAUUACCCGAAGAGCUUCAUGAUUUGGAUCGCUUUGCACGGUGUCAUGUUCUUAUUCCUGUUCUCCGAUUUUUACAAAGUUAGGUACACCAACAACAAGGCUGUGAAGAGCAAUAGCGGCGCUUGCAUGCCGGUCCUCGAGGAUGAGAAGCAGCAAAACGGAACGGUUACGAAGUCCGACAGUAACGGCACUCUUAACAACACUUACAUCAAAAGCGAGUAUUCCGAUUCGUACAAAGCUUGCUACUCGAACGGCAGCACAAACGGCUUUGUGAGCCAAACCGUAAUAGAGCGCAACUCGAAGAAGAUCAACUAGGUUUUAAUUUCAGUGGGUACAAAAGGACUCGACUUUUGUUUAAUUGUAGACUUAUUUAUUAGAUAGUGUACGAUUUGUUGUCAAAAUUUCGUAUCUCAGGGCGAAAUAAUUGGUUUCUUUUUACUUGAUGUAUUAUAUAAGUUUUUACGGCUGCAGGGACCAUUUUCAUUGCGUCAAGUCGCUUGAUUUUUUCAUUUCAUCAGCCAUUAGUGCCUGAAUUUUUACCACGUUUCUUAGCUUUAGCUUAUUGUUAAAGUUUUGCACUUUGAAUCGUUGCCGGUUGUUCGUACUUAAGAAUGUUUUAUUACGUUUUCGUAUAAUUUAUCGGAUGUUUUUUAUUCAGGGAGUUGCACUCUGCUGCGUAAAUUCGGCGGCUCUCUACGUCUUUUCAGAUAAGUAAGUGUAAUGGAAGCUGUAUCACUGUAAUUAAUGUCGUUUUAUUAUCAUUGUAUAUAAUACAUACUACGCGUUUCUUUAGAUUUAAAGUUGUAUAGUAUUUUUGUAUAUACUUAUGAAUCUUGAGAAAUAAAGUGGAAACCUGCGUUUUGCAAA